Molecule: messenger RNA, 1997 nt
Organism: Lethenteron reissneri (Far Eastern brook lamprey)
Lineage: Eukaryota; Metazoa; Chordata; Hyperoartia; Petromyzontiformes; Petromyzontidae
Gene: ASPSCR1
Product: ASPSCR1 tether for SLC2A4, UBX domain containing
Biological process (GO): glucose homeostasis; intracellular protein transport
Cellular component (GO): cytoplasm; vesicle membrane; nucleus
Molecular function (GO): protein binding
Source: RefSeq, a predicted model, not a curated record
GUGGUGGUGGUUUGGUUGUGGGGGUGGUGGGUGGCCCCUGUGAUGGCGGCGUCAGUGACAGUGUCCGUCUUGGCUCCCAAUGGCCGGAGACAGAACGUGCGGAUCGGGGCCAGCACCCCGCUCAUGCAGGUACUGGAGGAAGUUUGUAAGAAGCAAAACUUCAGUGCUGACGAUUAUGACCUCAAAUUCCAGAGGAGCAUUCUGGACCUGAGCAUGCAGGGACGUUUCGCCAACCUGCCGAACAAUGCCAAGCUGGAGAUGGUGCCGAGCUCACGGCAACGUUCCUCUGUCGAGGCGCAGGUGCGCAUUGCUCUGCAGGCGCCGGACGGGACGAGAAUGCAGCAUGGCUUCAUGACGAGCGCCACCCUGUGGGACGUUGUCACGAACUUCCCGCAGAGCAGGUUGGUUGUUGAGCAGCAAGGUGAAGGUUCGACCCCUGCCUGUGUGUUCACCCAUGACGAGUAUGUUGGAGAAGAGGUUCUGAAAAAGACCACGCUUAAAAGUCUGGGUAUAACGGGCGGCAGCGCCAUCAUCAGGUUCCUCGUCAAGAGGGAGCUGACCUCCUCGUCAAGAGGGGGCAGACCGAGCGACGGCGAGGGUCCCUCUCAGCUCCUUGCCGACCCUGGCGACCCCGGCGACCUCCAGCCGGAGCCACGAGGAGGGGGGUCUCCACGCCCCGGCACAUCCACGCAGAAAAACAACAACGUUGGCAACGACAAUGACGAUGGCGGCAACAGGACGCCUGUCGCCCCGUUCGUACCAUUUGGCGGCGGCGGUCAGCGGCUGGGGGGGUCGGACGGAGGAGCCGCCGGUGGUGGUGGUGGCGUCGUCGCCGCUCAACACCGGGUGGUCCCUUCUACGUCGGCCUCUGCCCAGGCUAGGGCGGCCACGGGCCCGACACAGGCCAAGAAAUACCGCGUCGACCGCGGGGAGGAGCAGGAGGUGGAUACGGUGAGCCAGGUCCAGCCGGCCGGGCUGUCGCAAGCGAGCCAGGACUUUUCAUCGGAGGAGCUUGCACGGCCCUGUGAGCGCCAGGUGCUGGUCUUCAACCCGUCGCUCGACGUCUCUCACGCUGGCGGCGCAGCCACUGGGGACGAGCUGCCUGACGAGUUUUUCGAGGUGACGGUGGAUGACGUGCGCAGGAGGAUGGAGCAGCUGAAGAGGGAGAGGAUCAAGAUGGAGGAAGCUCCCCUUACCACCCAGGCACUCAGAGAGUCGCAGGAGCUGGAAAAGAUGAAACGCUACCCGCAGGUCGUUAUCCGAGUGCAGUUCCCCGACCGAAACAUCCUGCAAGCGGUCUUCAGGCCAAAUGAACCAGUGUGUGCGCUGGUGGAGUUGGUGAGGUCGUGCCUUGAGGAGCCAGCCCCGCCCUUCUACCUGUACACUGCCCCUCCGAAGCGAGUGCUGGAUGCUCCCACACAGACUCUCUUCAAGGCAAACCUCUUUCCCACCUCCCUCGUUCAUUUUGGCUGCACGGUGAAGAGAGAUCACUACCUCAAGCUGGCUAUCCUAGAGGCCACGGAACCACAGGUCCAUGCUGAUGCCAUCCUCUGCAGUGUCCUUCCCAAGACUCCAGUCCCCGGCGCAGCGGCCUCAGCGGCCGUCAUGUAUCCAAUUCCCGACUCCUGCGAGGCCUGCGAUGAUGACCCAGACCCAGAACCCGUGGCCGGGCCGAGCCACGAAGCCUCCAGGCCAACUGCCACCGUUCCCAAGUGGCUAAAGCUGCCAGGAAAGAGGUGAGCAGACCUCCGCCAAGUCGGUGUUUUAAAAGGAACGCCGUUUGGGGAAUCGUCACAGAGUUUUCGCGCGACGGGUGUUUGCCGAACCGCCGUGUAAAUUGCACUGCGGGUCGUCUCGCUUAAAAACAAAACGCGAACGAUGCACUCUUAAACGCGAGCGUAACGACCGAGGUCUGUUGCGUACUUUUCUUCCCGCACUGGAAAUCCGAAUUGUUUGUCGAUGUUUGUAAUAAAGGACACGUUCUGGUGGCGGCCGUG